This is a messenger RNA of Symbiodinium pilosum, 1722 nucleotides long. NCBI's taxonomy places the organism in Eukaryota, Dinophyceae, Suessiales, Symbiodiniaceae. The record is from the annotation of a GenBank genome assembly.
AUGUGUGCCGCAGGGAUCUUCAUUGUGGAUCCUUGCCAGAUUCCUUUCCGGCCUCUACGCACCCUUUUCCAAGGAACUCCCUUGUCCGUGGAAGGCAAGUUUGAGGUUGCUGUCCGGGAGCUCAAGGCGGUGAAGUCCAAGGCUGAGGCAGAUGCCAUCGUUGCCGCUGCUAUGGCAGCAGCCAAGGAGAAGAGCGAGGCCCAGCACAAGCUUGCGGUUCUUCCGCCCGACGUGCGGGUCCUGCAGACCCCCAUUGCCGUCGCCGCGCAAGGGGCGCAAAAGAAUUACUUGCCUUUCGAACGUGAAGAGCUGGCCCGGGGUUCUGUUGCCUUGGCAGCAAAUCGUCCAAUACGCAUCAGAGACCAGGACCUGAGAUCACAGGAAGACUAUCGGACAGCCUUUUGUGUCUUCAACAUCGUUGAGACCAUGGACAGUCUGACAGCCUUCGCCCUUGACAUUGAAGCCAUUACCCGCACUUGCCCGCCACCUCGUGACGAAGUUGGCACGUUUGCUUGCACAGUGAAUUCUGAAACCAUGGCACAGAUGCUUGGCAAUGCUGCAACGUGGUUGUCGAAUGCGGUGUCCACUUGCGGGAUCCUUCCGAACGCUGGUGCAGAAUGUGGCGCAGCUGCCACUGGAACGAUCACCGCUAUCGCCCAAAUACACGCAAGCACCAGCCUGGCAAUGACUACAUGCAAACAGGAGCCACUGGAAGGCCUGCGACAGAAGCACAAAGCUUGCUUCGAUAAUGACUGCACAAUUUAUGAAGGCGCGGUCAUGUCCCAGGUCGGCCGGCAGCCCAAAACCGGCCGCCGCUUGUUCAUGGGAAGCGGAUUUGCAGGCAUGGGUGUGCAAUGCUCUGUGGAUGUCGGUUUCAUCAUCACGAACCUUUACAAGUACAUCUUCUUCAUCCAGAGAGCUGCCCAUCUCAACUUCUGCGACAAGAACGUUCGCUACGGCCCCUACGACUACCUCACCGGUGUACCCGAGGCGGCUUGCGCGAUGGACGCAACCGGUGCCAUUGCAUGGAUAACGCAGAUUGCCACAUUUUCACAGCAGCUCGUCAGUCAUUGUCCUGAUUUCAUGAAUCUGCCCACCCUUUGUGGGUCCAGCAUCACGGGAAUGGUCUCCUCAGUCUUUCAGUUGGCCAGCUGGGGCGCCGGGCUUCACAUCUCCUGCGCCAAAGGAGAGAGCCUCACCGAAGUAGCCAUUGUGCUGGUGCUCUCCAACUACACGGUCAUCGAAGGCAACGUCAGGAACUUCCUGGUUCAGUGCUCGGCAUACAUGCACCUCAACUUUGGAGCCAGUUGCCAACUGGCAACACGGGACCCUGAUGACAACGUCGAGCUGGACUUGCUCGGAACCCGGAAAGGCCUUCGGCUCGCGGAAGCGAGCGUUCGUGAAGAUGGUUUGACCCUGGAUGGAUUCAGUACGCUCGACUUUGUUGCCAGGAAGCCCUUCCCUCUGUACGACCGCCGCCUCUCAGAGAAUGAGGAGGAGAGUGAGGAGGCAAAUGCGGAGGAGCUUCAAGACAAGGGAGAUCCUGUGAAACAUCCCAACAUGAGAGAUCUGCGCAGCGCCGUGCGGAAGUUGGCCGAGCUUCGCAACACCUUCGCCACAGGCCAAGCAGCUCAGAACCUCACCCUCGCCAACCUGAAGGAGAAGCUGCACCUCAUGGAGCCCGUGUUGAAGUCGGGACAAGAGUCGCCCACGUGUCAGUGA